AUGGGCCUAGCAGAAUACACAUCCUGUCCCUUCGUCGCCCCGAAAACAACAUGGAUCGACAAGCGCGGCAAGAAACGAGAAGUACCGAUGAGGUUGCUUUGUUUUGGACUCAGUCGGACGGGCACAGCAAGUUUGAGGAUGGCGCUGUGGGAGUUGGGGUAUAAUCCGCAUCACGGCUUCGCCGUCUUCGAGAACCCACCCGAUGCGACGUUGUCGAAUGAGGCGAUGAAGGCGAAGUAUGAAGGGAAAGGGAAGAAGUGGACGAAGGAGGAGUUUGAUGCUUUGUUUUGUGAUCGGGACGCCACCCUCGACCAACCCGGCAACCUCUUCGUCGAAGAACUCGUCGCCGCGUAUCCCGACGCCAAAGUCAUGAUCACCGUGCGGGAUGUCGAUUCGUGGUAUGACUCCGUCAAGAAGACCAUCCUCGACCGCAAACCCAACGCAGCAGCCAUUUUCCUGAGUAUCUUCGAUCCGACGAUUAGUCUCAUUUUCAGCGAACUUUUACGAUCAAACACCCUCCUCUACGGACCGAAAUGGUGGACCCGGACCCGAGAAGAAUGCCAUGAGAUUUGGGCGAAGCAUCUCAAGAAAGUCCGUGAUGUUGUGGGCGAGGAGAAUGUGUUCCACUUCAAUGUCAAAGAUGGGUGGGAACCUUUGUGUGAGUUCUUGGGGCACGAGGUUCCGAGGGAUGAGGAUGGGCAGGUGAAGCCUUUCCCGAGGGUGAAUGAUGCGGCGAGUUUUGAUAGGGUUAUGGCGGAGUAUUUGAGCAAGGUGGCGGUGAGGAGGUUGGCUCAGGGAGGUGCGUUUUUGGCGGCGGUGGUGGCGGUUGGGUUUGCUGCGUAUAGAUUUCGAAGAUGA
Zasmidium cellare ATCC 36951 is the source of this 858-nucleotide messenger RNA. RefSeq lists its product as uncharacterized. Lineage: Eukaryota; Fungi; Ascomycota; Dothideomycetes; Mycosphaerellales; Mycosphaerellaceae. Bases 1 to 858 code for a protein of 285 amino acids. The record is from RefSeq and is a predicted model, not a curated record. The transcript has 3 exons.